AAAGGGUAUAAGACCGAGUCACUAGUCUCUCUUCCAUUCCAUGAAACUGUGACACGAUGAGUCCCUUGGGUAUCUCAGGUUUGGCUCAUUUGUUUGGCAUCUUAGCCUUCAUCCUCUUGCUCGUUUGGUUGUUGCAUUACCGUGAAGGAAUUGACUAUGAUUCAGACAAUGGAUUUCGCGUCUUCAAUGCUCACCCUUUAUUGAUGUACUCGUGCUUCAUUUUCCUUGCUGGAGAAGCUAUGAUGGUAUUCCAAACAAUACCAAGCGAAAGGAAAGUCAAGAAGUUUGUUCACAUGACACUGCAUUUGAUUGCUAUAGUUCUUGGCAUUGUUGGUUUGAAUGCCGUUUUCAAGUUCCAUGAUAUGCAAAACAUUCCCAACGUUUACAGCCUCCAUUCAUGGAUUGGCAUUGGCACCUUCUGCUUGUUUGCAUUGCAGUGGCUUUUUGGUUUCGUUGUGUUCAUGCUUCAAGGAGCUUCAGCUACAACAAGAGCUAAAGUGCUACCAUGGCACAAAGUUGGUGGUAGAGCACUGUUGUUCAUGGCAGUGUGUGCUGCUGAAACAGGAUUGAUGGAGAAGUCUAGUUUCUUAACAAAUUUAAAAUUGUUACACGAGAGAGAAUCCAAUUUAAUCAACUUCACGGGUCUUGCGAUUCUCUUGUUUGGAGUUUUUGUAAACUUUUCUGUUGGUUUCUCUUAGUUUGCCAUAAAAUUACUCUCAUUCGUGCACUUGAUUCCACAUCAUAAAUUGGAUUGAUUCCACUGUUUAUUGAUUUUGUAAUAAAUAAAUUAUUUGAUUCGUGGAAUGCUUUA
Messenger RNA from Glycine soja, 811 nucleotides. RefSeq names its product probable transmembrane ascorbate ferrireductase 3. The transcript is spliced from 4 exons. Gene Ontology annotation, molecular function: oxidoreductase activity. The record is from RefSeq and is a predicted model, not a curated record. The coding region runs from base 57 to 698 and encodes 213 amino acids. NCBI's taxonomy places the organism in Eukaryota, Viridiplantae, Streptophyta, Magnoliopsida, Fabales, Fabaceae.